GAAAUGACUAGAAAUUGUUAGUUGUCUAUAUUUUAUUGUAACAACAUGAGCGAAAAUCAGAAUCAACGACGUGUAAAAACCGAACAAUCCAGAAAAGAAGGUCGUUUUUGCAGGAUAAUAAUGGCCUUUUUCUACGCCUUUUUAAAUUGUGUGAGAUACUACAUAGAUUUAUUAAUUGAUGCUGCUUUUGGUUACUACUAUGACCCAACAAGACAAUGCAUACCAAAAGUGAAAAAUAAAAUAAUAUUAGACAGCGCUACAACGUUAGCAACAAAAAUUAGAAAAGGGGAGUUAAAAUCUGAGGAAGUUGUUGAAGCUUUCAUCGAUAGAAUCAAAGAAGUGAAUGGUAUAAUUAAUGCCGUUGUUGAUGAUAGAUUUGAGGAGGCUUUACAAGAGGCAAGAAAAAUUGAUAAGGACAUUGAAACUGGUAACAUAAUCGAUGCUGAUUUUCAAGCAAAACCAUUCUUAGGGGUUCCUUUUACUGCCAAAGAGUCUACUUCAGUUAAAGGCAUGUCAAACACAAUGGGGCUGAAGAUUCGCCAAGGAAAAAAAGCUAAAUAUGAUGCAGAUAUAGUAGAAAAUGUUAAAAAAUCUGGGGCUAUAUGCAUAGGUGUGACAAAUAUACCCCAGAUGAAUUAUUGGCAAGAAACGGGAAAUCCCUUAUUUGGUAUCACAAAAAAUCCUUAUAAUACAACCAGAAAUGUUGGGGGGUCUUCUGGGGGAGAAGCCAGCAAUUUGGCAGCUUGUGGGACAGCUAUAAGUAUUGGCUCAGACAUUGGUGGUUCUAUAAGAAUACCAUCAUUUAUGUGCGGUGUAUUCGGGCACAAACCUACAACAGGUUUAAUAUCAACUAAAGGGUUGUCGUUUAGAGACGGCAAAGAAACCCAGACGAUGGUAACUGCCGGCGUUAUGAGCAGGCACGCCGAAGAUUUGGCACCACUGCUCAAAGUUUUACUGGGUACCAACGCGGCAAAACUGAAAUUGGACACCCCUGUAGAUUUGAGUUCCCUCAGGGUGCUUUUCGUCGUUGACCCGCAAGAUCCUUUUGUUAGCCCCUUUAGGCAGGAAAUCAAAGAUUCCAUUUGGAAAAUUGUCAGCUUUAUGAGAGAUGAGUGCAACGAACCGCCCACAGCCGUGAAUUUCAAACAAUUCAGAUACACCACGAAGCUGUGGAGAUUCUGGAUGGGUCGGGAAGAGACCGACUUCAAAAGCGACCUAACGGACCAAAACGGAAAAAUCGCCGUUAUACCCGCCAUAUUGAAGCACUUCCUGUUUAUGAGCAGCGAUUACAGCACCGGCACCGUCUACAAUUUAAUAAGCGAUUUGUUCCCAAAAGUGGACGAAACCUGGGCCAAAGAAGAGACCGAGGACUUGAAGAAAGCCUUAACUGACAAACUCGGCGAUAAGGGGGUGCUAAUCUUUCCUUCGGCCCCUUUCACGGCCAGCUAUCACCACACAGCUCUUCUGCGUCCCUACAAUUUCAAUUUGUUCUCUAUUUUCAACGUGCUCAAGUUCCCUGUGACCCAGGUACCAUUGGGACUCGACAGUCAAGGUUUACCUCUGGGAGUGCAGGUGGUUUCCGCUCCACACAACGACCAUUUAACCAUCGCGGUGGCAAAAGCCUUGGAGAAGCAGUUUGGAGGGUACGUUCCCCCAUUUAGUGCCUCUUGAAUUGGUUCGAGUUUUUUCAUUGGGUUUUGUGCGACUGGUUUAUAUUUUUAUACUACUUUAUACUAUUCUCUGGUGAUAUUGAAACAGUAUACAAGGUGUUUGUUGGCAUUUUUAGGGGCCACCGGAUAUAAGGCUAAUAAUUUAUUUUGAUGUUGUUAAAUAAAAAAAUUACCCA
This is a messenger RNA of Brassicogethes aeneus, 1846 nucleotides long. The record is from the annotation of a GenBank genome assembly. NCBI's taxonomy places the organism in Eukaryota, Metazoa, Arthropoda, Insecta, Coleoptera, Nitidulidae.